Messenger RNA from Indicator indicator, 1746 nucleotides. It is a transcript of the gene PPP2R3B, whose product is annotated as protein phosphatase 2 regulatory subunit B''beta. NCBI's taxonomy places the organism in Eukaryota, Metazoa, Chordata, Aves, Piciformes, Indicatoridae. Bases 1 to 1746 code for a protein of 581 amino acids. The record is from RefSeq and is a predicted model, not a curated record. Gene Ontology annotation, molecular function: calcium ion binding; protein phosphatase regulator activity. Gene Ontology annotation, biological process: protein dephosphorylation. Gene Ontology annotation, cellular component: protein phosphatase type 2A complex. The transcript is spliced from 13 exons.
AUGUCGCCUGGGAAAGUUCUGCAACCUGUACUGAAAAUGAAGGUGGAUGAACUCUUUUUGUGCUGGUUGAGUCAGUCUGCAACUCAGCUGACUCUAAAGGACUGCUUGAGAAGAAUCAAGAAUGAGGAGAAAAUGGAGACUAGUAAUGGAGAUUCAGGAAAUGGUAAAAACGAGAGGUUCGCCAGUAAAAAUUCCAGCUCCAAGCAAUGCGUAUUAGGAGAUACCAGAUUGCCUUUGAUGUCUUUCAGUCCUCCUCAACUUUCUACAACUCUUCCAUUGGCAACUCCAGCCAACUCAAGGAACAUUUCUAACGCUAGAACAACACGUCGAUCCUCAGGAACCAGAGUAGUUCAGACAAAGAAGGAAGAAACUUUGGCACCACCGCUUAGUCAAAACAUUCCAACUUUCUAUUUUCCUCGAGGAUGUCCUAAGGAAAAAGUGAAUAUAGAUGCUGUGAUUGCCAAAAUUGAGAGAACUUUCUCAGAGUUUCCAAAUGAGAGGGCAACAUUAGAAGACAUGGGGAAGGUGGCAAAGGCCUGUGAAUGCCCACUUUACUGGAAGGGUCCUUUGUUUUACUGCGCUGGAGGUGAACGAACAGGAUAUGUAUCAGUUCAUAAAUUUGUUGCAAUGUGGCGGAAGAUCCUUCAGACCUGCUAUGAUGAUGCUGCAAAGUUUGUUCAUCUUCUAAUGAACCCUGGAUGUAACUACUUGGUUCAAGAAGACUUCAUUCCUUUUUUACAAGAUGUGGUGAAUAGUCAUCCUGGCCUGUCAUUUUUAAAAGAAGCAUCUGAAUUUCAUUCUCGGUACAUUACCACAGUUAUACAGAGAAUAUUUUAUACAGUAAAUAGAUCCUGGUCUGGGAAAAUAACCUGUAACGAGCUCAGGAAAAGCAACUUUUUGCAGAAUGUGGCAUUAUUGGAAGAGGAAGCUGAUAUUAACCAGCUGACAGAGUACUUCUCAUAUGAACAUUUUUAUGUAAUCUAUUGCAAAUUUUGGGAGCUGGAUACGGACCAUGACCUCUAUAUUGAUCGGAAGGAUUUAGCUCGACAUAAUGAUCAUGCAAUUUCAAGCAGGAUGAUAGAGCGGAUCUUCUCGGGAGCAGUUACAAGAGGUAGAAAAGCACAGAAGGAUGGGAAAAUCAGCUAUGCUGACUUUGUGUGGUUUUUGAUAUCUGAAGAGGACAAGAAGACACCAACUAGCAUUGAAUACUGGUUUCGCUGCAUGGAUCUUGAUGGGGAUGGAGCUUUGUCUAUGUAUGAACUGGAGUACUUCUAUGAAGAACAAUGCCAAAAGUUAGAUAACAUGGCCAUAGAACCUUUGCCAUUUGAAGACUGUUUGUGCCAGAUGCUGGAUCUUGUGAAGCCACAAUAUGAAGGAAAAAUUACUCUGCAUGAUUUAAAGCGAUGUAAGUUGACAAACGUGUUUUUUGAUACGUUUUUCAACAUCGAAAAAUACCUUGACCAUGAACAGAAGGAUCAGUUUUCUAUGCUGCGGGAUGGUGAAGGGGAAAGCCAAGAGCUCUCUGACUGGGAGAAGUACGCUGCUGAAGAGUACGAUAUCUUGGUAGCAGAAGAGGCAGCAAGUGACCAGUGGAAUGAUGGGUAUGAAGCAGAACUGAAUCCUGUAGACCAUCAGAAAGCCAAUGUCCUAAAGUAUCAAAUGGAAAGAAGACCAUUUUUUGAAAUGCCUUCCCAUCUGGCUGAUGUAGACUUGGAUGAAUACGACUAUGAAGAGGACUUUGAGUAG